AUGAACAUAGGUGAGUUAUCCCUCGCCAUCCUGCUGACGGUGCAGGCAGUCCUAGGGGCUUCUGGGAACAUCGUCCACCUGAUAUUUUCCAUCCGCUCCAGCCUGAGGCCCAUUGACCAGAUAUUCGCUCACCUGGGCCUGGCAAACACGAUGGUGCUGCUCAGAAAGGGAAUCCCAGAGACCAUGGAGGCUUGGAAGAUGAAACACCGGGACACCGUUGGCUACAAAAUUCUCCUUUACUGCUACUGCGUGGCCCGGGGCCUUUCCAUCUGCACCACGUGCCUCCUGAGUAUGUUCCAGGCUGUCACCCUCAGCCCUCGGACCCCCCGGUGGGCCCCAAUCAAAGACAGAGCCCCCAGAUCGGCCGGUCUCUCAUGCCUCCUCUUCUGGAUCCUCAGUUUGCUCCUUGACGUUACCGUGCUGAAAUACGUGAUCGGCCCUCAGAACCAGACCAGGAUUCGGAGUCUAUUUCAUUUAAAAUUCUGUUUGUCAGCCAGUGUCAGCGCGGACGUCAACCUGGUGAAUUCCGUCAUUUUCACCCUCCACGAUCUUCUCUUCAUAGGGCUCAUGAGCGGGUCCAGCGUCUACAUGAUGUUGUUACUGCACAGAAGCAAUUCGGUCACCUUGAACGUGUUAUUGAACACUCAGUACGAGUCUCCCCUCGUACUGAACAUCCACCCAGUUCUGUCGUUGGUCUCCUCUGCCGUAAGUCUGCUCCUGAUUAUAAACAGCAACAGAAGACCUUUCCUGCGCAGACUUUAUGAGGAAAGAGAAAGCCCGGCUUUCUGCAUCAGCCUAGUUUCAAGUGGCAGCAGAACCCCCAAGUAG
Molecule: messenger RNA, 828 nt
Organism: Tachyglossus aculeatus (Australian echidna)
Lineage: Eukaryota; Metazoa; Chordata; Mammalia; Monotremata; Tachyglossidae
Product: vomeronasal type-1 receptor 4-like
Exons: 2
Coding region: 1-828 (275 amino acids)
Biological process (GO): G protein-coupled receptor signaling pathway
Cellular component (GO): membrane
Molecular function (GO): pheromone receptor activity
Source: RefSeq, a predicted model, not a curated record